Funneliformis geosporum is the source of this 882-nucleotide messenger RNA. The record is from the annotation of a GenBank genome assembly. NCBI's taxonomy places the organism in Eukaryota, Fungi, Glomeromycota, Glomeromycetes, Glomerales, Glomeraceae.
AUGAGUUCAAUAAACAAUUAUUGUUCUAAUGUUCAACAAGAAGAUGCUGCGGAAACAAAUCAACCUCCAUCUUUUGAUUAUGAUUGUCCUUCGGAAACUUAUGAUAUUAUCAACACGUAUGAUAAUGAUGGAAAUAUCCAAGAUAUACAAGCUGCGGAAUUUACAAAUCAGCCCCAAACUUUUGAUUUGCCUUCUUCGGAAACAGCAGAUAUUUUUGCUUCAUUAAAUACCAACAUGUCUGAUAAUUAUGAAAGCCAUCAUCAAGAUGUUGUUAGCGAAAUGUACUCACCACAUAAUUAUAUGUACAAUCGGCCUAUCAUAUCUGAUGAUCAAAACUUUAAUCAAGGUCUAGACAUGCAGCAGCCUAAUGAUUUUCAACAAACUCCGCAACUAUUCAUCUUUCAAAAUAUUUAUGCGGGACUCACUGAUAACACUGCGACAGCAAAUACCAACAACCUUCCAAAUAAUUAUGAAAGCCAUAUUCAAGCUUCCAACAAUAUGUCUGAUUAUCACAAUUAUAAUCAAGGUUUUGAAGCUAAUACCGAACAUUCUGGCGGAAGUUGUGAAGAAGUUGAAAAAAUAAAUAAAAAUAAAACAUAUUCAUUUGUAUGGGAGGAUAUUCCAACUGAACAUUUGCUUUCUUAUUUGAAAGACAAUAAGAAAUUGGUUUUAGAACUAAAAAAGCGUGGUUCUACAGCAGGAAAAGUUAGAAAGCCGCUCUGGGAAAAAGCAUCCAUUAUGUUAAGAAACAUUAACGAUAACUACAGCAUUUAUUCUGAGAAACGGUGUGAAAUUAGGUGGAAAAAUAUUAAACAGAAUCAUGAUAAUAAGUUUGAGAAGUAUCAAUUAGAUGUUAAAGAAAUUCUUGGUGAAAAAAACUAA